This is a messenger RNA of Perca fluviatilis (European perch), 1694 nucleotides long. RefSeq names its product somatostatin receptor type 3-like. The record is from RefSeq and is a predicted model, not a curated record. NCBI's taxonomy places the organism in Eukaryota, Metazoa, Chordata, Actinopteri, Perciformes, Percidae. Gene Ontology annotation, cellular component: membrane. The transcript is spliced from 2 exons. Gene Ontology annotation, molecular function: G protein-coupled receptor activity. Bases 211 to 1119 code for a protein of 302 amino acids. Gene Ontology annotation, biological process: phospholipase C-activating G protein-coupled receptor signaling pathway; positive regulation of Rho protein signal transduction.
UCUCGUGACACAGAUACUCUGCCAUGGAAAUGAGGGCAUGAUGGAUUCACAGUUGGUUGGUUUUGCUUGGCUGCCUUGCACCUAUCUCACGUCUGUUAGGAAAAUCAGAUGGUAUUUUUCCUCAGAUAGUUGAUUAUUCUGCAGGUCAUUCUUUGUUAACACCCGAGCAGCAGCUGGUUACACCUGAUCAAAUCACACCAGUCUGGAAAGAUGGAGAAUUUUUUCAGCAAUGUCACACUCAACUCCAGCGAACAAGAGCUGUGUCAUCUUGGACUGGAAUAUGUUGUGGUUCUCUCACUCAUCGACAUCAUUACUUUUCUGGUGGGACAACCAGUGAUCGCCAAACUGCUGUUGCUCGCCUUCACAUCCAAGAAGACUACAGAUAUCCUGAAUUGUAAUUUAGCGCUCUUCCACAACUUGCAGUACUUGAUUUGCAUCUUGCAUUUAAUUGCAUUGUUUUUGCUGCCACACAGCCACCUACAAAUCCAAAUGUUUCUCUUGGUGUAUGUAGAAAUCGGAGGGUCAAUGAGUUUGUCUUUUAUCUGCCUGGAGAGAUAUGCAGCUGUGAUUCACCCCACAUCGUAUCCUCUGCUGAAGAAAUACCGAUGCAGGGAGGUUUGUGCUGCGACAGUCUGGCUCUUUUCUGUGCCCAUUGCUUUGGUGAGUGUUAUGGCUCCAAUCGCUCCCACCAACACCCUCAACUUUUUCACACAGUUCCCAUGUUAUGUGAUGGUGAGCAUGACUGCAAUGAUGGUGUGGUGCAGCUACAGUAUUGUGAAGACACUGAAGAAGUCCGGCCCAGGGAGAGACGAGCUGCAUCCUGCCAAGAAGAGAGCCUUUAAAAUUGUCUGUGCCACCUCAAACAUCACCUUAUUUUGUUACAUUCCAGUUUCUCUUCUCCAAAGGCCUAAUGUGGUUGCAAAUAUACAGGUAUAUAACUGUAUAAUACUACCUGUAUGUAUAAGCUUACUGUCUGCUGCGAGUGUUGUGCAUCCACUCAUUUAUCUAUCCACCCAAGGGAAGUUGGCUCCCUGCCUAAAAAAGAGAGAGAGAGAGAGAGAGAGAGAGAGAGAGAGAGAGCAAAAAAUAUGGAGCAAUUAUCUGAAUGGUUGUGUUUAAAUGGAAAGAGCCAUGGCAAGUUUGUGCCCUAAAUGAUUCAUCAAUUGUGCAGGUUUCUCCAUCUCAUGCUAUUAUAGAAAUUACAGAGUGAAUGGAGUAUGGAAAAGAUAAUCAAAUGAUGAUAUGGUGUGAAAAUAUUAUGUAAAGUAAGAGGAGUGUUUCUUUUGUCCUGUGCUGGAUGACUGUAAUGAUGGAAAUAUGGAAAUAAUGUUUUAUUUGUGUGGUGUAUAUUACAUCAGAAAAAAUUAAUAAUUUGAUUACAGACCGAGCUGUGGGCACGACACCAGACUUUGUCUUUAAGUUUAAUAUACACCAUAUGGCCAUGUGGAUACCCCUGUCUUCAUAGCUUUGUAUAACUUUGGUCUGGGGGCUGUUUCGGGCCACUGUAGGUUGUCCUGGUGCAACAAGCUAAUAGAAAAGUGAAGGAAAUGUCAAUCAAGCGUAGUUUGUACACACCCACAGAGUUAUUAGAUGUAUUAUUAUCAAGUGGGUUUCAUUGUCUAUCUUAUUUUUGUAUUAAUUAUAGCAUUCUACCCUGUUUCCUUUGUCCAUUAUCUAUUUUCACAUAAAGCACG